This is a messenger RNA of Pygocentrus nattereri (red-bellied piranha), 16221 nucleotides long. Its product is annotated as KIAA1109 ortholog. The transcript is spliced from 87 exons. Bases 164 to 15292 code for a protein of 5042 amino acids. The record is from RefSeq and is a predicted model, not a curated record. Gene Ontology annotation, biological process: synaptic vesicle endocytosis. NCBI's taxonomy places the organism in Eukaryota, Metazoa, Chordata, Actinopteri, Characiformes, Serrasalmidae.
ACAGGAAGCCCAAUGGCGUCUAUGUAAAUAUUCCGGAGAGAGGCUCUCUGCUUGGAGAUGUUGGUGCCGUCAGCCGAGAGUAAACAAGAAAGGCACCUGUUAAGGAUUGUUAUGGAGACGUGACAUGUAGUUCCACAGUCUGUAAGUCAAGUGGGGUCUAACCAUGGAUUCCAUGCCCAACAACAGUUUGGUUCCUAGUUUCGGUGACUUGGAUGAUUACCUCAACAAACACAAUUCCAACUUAGUCUGGCUACUUGUGGCCACUAUUCUGUCCUGUGGAUGGAUCAUAUACUUGACAUACUACAACUCUCGUAACAUUGGGCUCGUCCUUACUCUUAUUAUCAACAGACUCUACAAAAAUGGAUAUAUACACAUUGGCUCGUUUUCCUUUUCUGUGCUCUCUGGGAAGGUCAUGUUCCGAGAUGUCUACUACAUCAAUGAGGACAUGUCAAUUAGAAUUCAAGAUGGCUUCCUUAUAUUUCGAUGGUGGAAGAUGUAUAACCCCAAACAGAAGCAACAUGACCCAAAGGCUGAAACACGGCUGUAUGUGACCGUUAAUGGUUUUGAGUUCCAUGUAUAUAAUCGCACAGAUCUGUAUGCACGACUACAGGAGAUCUUUGGUUUGGAGCCCACGCUUAUCUCACCCCGACGAGAUGAGGAGAAAGGCAGAGAAGAGCAUAACAAAACCCUUGACAGUGUUCACAUCAAUGCUGAAUCCCAGGACCCCUCUUCAUCGUGGCGGUCUCUCAUCCCAGUCAUAAAAGUCAAUAUCAGCACAGGUCGGGUCGCAUUUGGUAAUCAUCAUCUUCCUCAGACUCUGUGCAUGAACUUUGAUGAUGCCUUUCUGACUUAUGCCACCAAGCCUCCCAGCAGCCAUCUGGAUCAAUUCAUGCACAUAGUGAAGGGUUCGCUGGAAAACGUUCGCGUCAUGCUGGUGCCCAGCCCUCGCUACCUUGGUCUGCAGAAUGAUGAGCCACCUAGACUCAUGGGAGAAGGCUUUGUUGUCAUGCAGUCAAAUGAUGUAGAUAUUUACUACUACCAGGAUGAACCAGGUCUGGUCCCUGAGGAGCUGGAGAAUGGAGAUACAGAGGCCUGCUCUGAGGGAACUAAGCUGCAAGAUCUGCCUCCAUGCUGGGGCUUGGACAUAGUGUGUGGGAAAGGAACAGACUUCAAUUAUGGGCCCUGGGCUGACCGACAGAGGGACAGUUUGUGGAAAUUCUUCCUGCCUGCAGACUAUCAGCCAAUGAAAAUGAGCGAUGUUCCUACUCCAGGAAAGCCCAGACAAAUCCAGGCCUUUGAGCUUCGCAUGAACAUCAUAGCAGACGCGACUAUAGAUCUGCUGUUCACCAAGAACAGGGAGACAAAUGCUAUUCAUGUAAAUGUUGGUGCAGGGUCUUAUUUGGAGGUCAACAUUCCAAUGACUGUAGGAGAAAGUGGUUAUUCCCCCACAGUUAAAGGUCAGUUACUGCACGUGGACACCACCAGCAGCAUGCAAUAUAGGACCCUGCUGGAGGCUGAGAUGUUGGCUUUCUAUGUGAUAGCAAGUUACCCACGUGUGUGGAAUAUGCCACAGUCCUGGCAGUGUGAGAUUGAGGUGUACAAAGCCACUUAUCACUUCAUCUAUGCGCAGAAGAACUUCUUCUCAGAUUUGAUACAAGACUGGGCCAGUGAUAGCGAGCCAGACAUCUACUCAUUUGUGCCAUACUCGUGGACGUUCAAAAUGCUUUUUCAUCAGUUUGAGAUGAUAUGGGCUGCCAAUCAACACAACUGGAUUGACUGUUCCACCAAACAACAGGAGAAUGUGUAUCUUGCUGCCUGUGGAGAAACUCUGAACAUUGACUUCACUUUACCUUUUCACGAGUUUGUUCCUGCUACCUGUAACACAUGUUUCCGUUUGAGAGCCGAGGACACAGAUAUGCGACUGUGUUUGCCUGACUGCCAUCCCAGUCGAUAUCCCCUACUCACCCUUGCCAAGGAUUACCAACACAGCAAGGCCCCGCCAGACAACAGCAUGUCAGCUGAGCCACAAGGGGCUCCUCCAAAGAACAGCAAAGCUCGCUGGAGAAACAUGACACAUGCUGAGGCUGGGUGGGUGGACUGCUGGAGUGUUCCAAAUUUUGGACUCAUCAUAGACUACAACUGGCAUCCCAUCUAUCCUCAGAAAUCUGACCAGCAGCUCAAGCAGUCCUUAUCUGAGAUGGAAGAAUCCAUGCUGUCAGCCUUGCGCCCCCCAGAGCACAUAUCCCCUGUUCCUCCUCCCCCUCGGGCACCGUCCGACCCCAGCCUGCUACCUCCAGACCGGCUACAUGUGGAGAUGGAGCUUAGCCCUGACUCCCACAUCACCCUCUAUGGGCCCCUACUCAGAGCACUGGUGUCCAUUAAGGAGAAUUACUUUGGUGAGGAUGACAUGUACACAGACUUUGAGGAGUCUCUGUCCAGCCCAGUGCUGAGCUCAUGUUCCUCCUCAUCUGGUUGGACUGGAGUGGGACUAGAGGAAAGUGGCCACAAAGAUGCGCCCCAUCCUCUCUCACUACGCCCCUGGGACAUCACUGUACUCAUCAAUUUGCACAAAGUCCAUGGACGCCUCCCUACUCAUUGCAGCAGUGACAGUCCAGAAGGUCCAACAGGGUAUCUGGAACGGCUUUGUUUUGAGAUGAAGAAGGGCUACAGAGAAACCCUGCUUCAGCUUGUCCUCUCUCCUAUGCACGUGUUUGUCAGUGACAACUACCAGAGACCUGCUGUUGAUGGUGUGCUGCGUGAUGGCCACCUGAGCCUAUCAGGUUUGCAGAUGCGAGCUCAUGCCAUGUUUUCAGCUGAAGGGUUACCAGCAGGCAGUGACACGCUUGAAUAUGCCUGGCUUAUUGAUGUUCAGGCCGGGGCUCUUACAGGCAAAGUCACGGUGCCACAGUGUGCCUCCCUGCUGGAGUGGGGGGAGACAUUUUUGUUUCAUGUAGUUUCCCGGGAGUUCCAGCUGGAGCAGCCUAAACCCUCCGUCACCUGUCAGCAUGGAGUUGACCGGAGAGUGUGUGACAGCAAGUAUUCAGCCAUGCCUGGACCUUGCCGGACGUCUGAAGACUUGAAGUAUACCAUGACACGAUUGUCAGUAGAUGGAGCCCAGGUUUUCAUCGUGGAGCAUGGCUGUGCAGCCAACAUUAAGACGGGUGCAUUUCGGUUGGCUACCUGCAAUCUGCACACGGCUGCAGUAGGGGAAGGCAUAAGUGCUGUCCUCCAAGAUGUCGUUGUUGCUCAGUUCAUUGAGCAGCAGGAGGUGGCAAGGCUCGGCCUUCCACCACCGCUUCUGCGGCGAUCCAAUUGGCUUGAGGCUGGUUCUGUGACUUUUAACCUCAUCACUGCUGAUGUUGCUUUGGCUGCUGACCAUCCGGCCAAAUAUGAGGUACAGAGACAUUUCCUGGAGCUCCAUGACAUGCAAACCAAGAGGUUGUGGUUCUUGUGGCCAGAGGAGAAGUAUAAGCGCAGCAGGAACCGAUGUGGAUGUUUAGGUGGAUGCCGUUUUUUUGGCGGCUCAGCUGGUGGUUUGGAUUUUUUCCGUUUGGAAGAAAUCACACCCUCAUCGAGCUCUGCCUUCUCGAGUGGCAGUGCUGAGAGUGACAUGAGCUACGGUCAAUCCCUGUUGCAACCUGGGGAGUGGAUAGUCACCAAGGAGCCACCUAAACUUCCUGAAACUAAAGGUGUGAUACGAGCUAAUACGUGUUCUCCUGCUCCAAUGACUGAUGUGGAGAGACGUGGCCAGCACCUGAGUCUACAGGUACCUCAGCGUUCUCACAGCUCUGCCUCUUCAUCUGAGGAAAACUCCUCUUCAAGUGCUGCUCUGCCUCUGUUGGCCGGGGAGCGAGAGAGCCCCUCCCCCUGUGCAGAGUUAAUGAGUGUGACCACUGAUGGGCCUGUCCCUGAAGGCCCACCAAUGCGUUCUCCUCUCCGCUCUCCCCUCAAGCGCCAGUCCUCUGUGCAGUCUGCUCGCCUUGGUAGCACCAAAAGCUUGUCAGCCGCUGUCUUUGCAGAAAAGGCCCCACCCCCUGCAGGUGUGCAGUUUAGCAGUGAAGUGUCUCGUAGUGACGAAAAUGUUUUGGACUCUCCACGACAGAGGCGUAGCUACGGCUCUUUCCCUUUCACUCCAUCAGCAGAUUCCAGCACUUUCCAUCAGUAUCGCUCAGUGGACUCCUCCAUGUCUGUCGCUGAUAGUGAAGCCUACUUCAGUGCCAACGAGGACUUUGAACCAAUCAGCAGUGACGAGGGGCCGGGCACUUACCCUGGAAGAAAACGGAGACGGAGACAACAAGGACAGCCCCAUAUCGAGCACAGCCGCACCUCAAUAUAUCACAGUGUGGAAGGACCACUGUCAAUCACAGAGACCCGCCCACCUCCACUUCCUAGCCACACCUCACAGGCAUCUUUUGUGUCUGCACUGGGAUUGGAGGAAGAGGGUUCUGUAGAAACGGAGAGGGCGGAGACUGGCCUACUAACAACACAACCACACCUAAUGGCUUGCUACCAUAAUUAUCUAGCUCAUUACCAUGUGUCAAACUGGGCAGUUAAGCAGCCAACCAAUAAGAGGACGUCUAAGUCAUCUCUACACCGCCCUCUUGACCUGGAUACGCCCACUAGUGAAGAAAGCUCUGCAUCCUUUGAUCAGUUGUCUAUUCCUGCUUUUAAGAUGGUUAAAGCAGGUCUGUCUGCAAGCUCUCUGUUAGACAGAGGGGUUCAGCUCAUGGGAGAUUUAAGCAGCACUCCCUAUACACCCCUUGACAAGCGGGCAAUGGAAAACACAGAUGAAGACACAACAACAGAAGAUUGGACAGUAGAUCAGCCACUGGCCCAGACUCGGACUACUGCUAUCGUAGAAGUAAAAGGAGCAGUCAAUAUUGUGCUGACCCCUCUAGUGGCUGAAGCACUGGACAGGUACAUUGAGUCCAUGGUGCACUUUGCCAGUAUUCGCCACCCAGCUUCCAUUCUGGAUGACCUGCAUGGCAGAGUGCUGAAUGAAGCUUACCAGAUCAGCAAGUCUACUGUGACGGAGUCUAGCACUGCAAAGCCUGAGCAUAAAAUCUCGAAAACUGAGGGCACCACUCCUGGAUCCCUGAAUACACCUCAUGGACAGACCGACCUGUCUGUGAAACCUGAUAAUGUGAAAAUAAAAGGCCUGCAAGCCAAUGUUACUGUCCCAAAGGUGAAUCUGUGUGUGCUGCAGGCUUCAGUCGAGGAGGGUUCUCCCUCUAAUAAGAGUAUCACACAUGUCUCUCUUGUGGCCCUGUGCUUUGACAGAAUUGCUACUCAGCUCCGAAUGAACCGGGGAAUAGUGGAAGACACAGAAAAGCCCUCUGUAAUGAUGGAGAAGUUCUCAUCUGCUUCCAAGAUGGCUCCGCAGUCCAGUGGAUCUCUACGUUCAAAUGCAGGAAUAGAGAAGGGCAAAGAAAUAGCAGCCAGACUCAACAUCCACCGCAUACACAGCCAGCUGCGUGGCCUUGACUCAUCAGACCUGGGAGCUUGUGCUAUAACUGCCAUUCCAUUUGAGAAGUCCAAGGUUCUUUUCAGCUUGGAGGAGACUGAUGAUUUUGCCUUGGUGGAUGAGACUGAGCCAUCAAUCAGCACGGAUCAUGUCCCAGACCAUGCCUCUGACCCUGCCCGCUCUGUGGCGAGCCCUGAGAAAUGGGGCUGGAUCAUGUUUGAGUGUGGGAUUGAGAACCUUACCGUCAAAGGUGGGCGUCAGUCAGGGGCGGUACUCUACAGUGCAUUUGGAGUGAUGGGAGGAACGGACGCUGGUGGUAGAGGCGGUGUUUCUAAAUCUAAUGGCUCUAGUGGCUCUCAGACCGGAAGUGGCUACAGCACUGAUGUAUCUGACGACAACCUGCCUAAUGAUGCUCAUAGCCCUGCCUCUGAACCCAACAACAACUCUGACUCUGACGAGCAGGAUGAAGGGGUGGAGUCUGAUGACUUGAAGAAGGACCUCCCUUUAUUGCCCCCUCCUCCUGACUCCAGCAGUAUGAAGCUUACUAUAAAGGAGAUCUGGUUCAGUUUUGCUGCUCCAACCAACAUACGAUCUCAAGCACAGACCAUGUCCAGGCAGCUCAAUCUGUUAAGCACUGCCACUCCUGCUGUUGGUGCGUGGCUGGUGCCUAUCGACCAACUGAAAUCCUCACUUCAGAAACUGGACAUGGAGGCCACACUGCGGGUGUGUGCAGUCAUGGGCUGCAUUAUGACCGAAGCACUGGAGAAGAAGAGCAUUCACAUUCCAUUCCGGAGCAAAUAUAACCGUGUGACGAAACGAGCACGGUAUCUUCAUGAGAACCCAUCCUGUUUACUUUGUAAUAUUUUACACCGCUACCUUCAACAAGCUGACUACAGCAUCAUAGAGGAGGCUACCAUGAACGAUGGCCUCCCUGCUCUGGUGACACUGAAAAAGGGUUUGGUUGCACUUGCUCGUCAGUGGAUGAAGUUCAUCGUCGUUACUCAGGGCUUUAAGGCAGUUGGUCUGCUACGACCCAAUCAGCUGCCAAAACCCAAAGAGCCUGCCCUCACGGAUCCUGACCCUGGCCUAGGUGUGGACAGCGGAGGUGCCCUUCAGAGUGACACCAGUGCUGAUGGUGUUGAGAUUGAGUUUGAUGCAGGCACUGUUAGUGAACACACAAUGCUGUUGGAUGCUGUUGGAGGGUGCAGUCGACAAGCUCCCACUGGAACCUCUGCUCCUGUGAGUGGCGUUGAGAUCAUGAGGAAGCUGUCUAAAUCUCACACUCACAGUGAGUCAGGUCUCAAGAUCAAGGGUUCGCAUCCUUAUCAGUCCUUGAGCUACACAAGUGGAGACACCGCAGCUGAUUCACCAGCUCAUGUGAGCCGGACAGGGCUACAGUCCAAUCAUAGUCCACGAAAGGAGUCUUUGCUAAGCUACUUGACUGGAAGCUUUCCCAGCUUGCAUAACCUGCUAGAAGCCACACCUCCUCGCACUACUGAACAAACGGCAGCUAAGAGCAGCUCUCUGACACGUACAGACAUGCUGACAGAGCAUCCGCUCCUGUCUGAGCCAUCAUCUGUCAGCUUCUACAACUGGAUGUCCAUCGCUGUUGGAAACCGCCAGGGGGGCAACGUGCAGGAGUCUCCACUCAACCGCUCUCAGCACAACAGCCUGCAGACUGGAGGCAUGCUCCCGACCAUUCCCUCAGCGUCAGACUUUAACACAGUUCUGUCGAGUGACCAGAACACAAUGGACACACACUCUCAGCACACACACUCUCAACAUAGCACCAGCCAAGAUGACCUGCUUGAGCAAGAUGAGACUAACCUCUGCCCUGCGGCAGUGCAACUAGCUGAUGCACAAGUGGUGUUUAAGCCUCUACUGAGUCACAUGGGGAUUCAGUCUCAGGACACUCCUCAGUCUCUCAGUUAUAAGAUGUACUUCGGGGAGCACCUGUCUUUCAGUGGCACUCUGGAAUGUCUGAGGGCUGACAUUGUUGACUCAGACACCAGCAAAGAAAGGAAGAACAAACGAGCCCGAAGGCAGGGCAUGGUGAAUCUUCCACCGCUGGAGUUCAAGCCAGCACUGAUGAUUGAAACAUUUAGUCUGAACGCAGUGAUCCUGGAGAAAUGCAUGUCAUCACCACCGUCAGCCAGCGCUCUCUCCUUUCAUGAGCUGAGCCGGCGUCCGCAAGCCAGUGUACACUGCCACUUCACACUGGCCUGCCAAGCCAUCCGCCAGCAUGUGGACAUGGCCCUGGUGCGCCUCAUCCACCAGUUCAGCACCAUGAUCGACGACAUCAAGGCCACACAAACAGACAUCAAGCUCAGUCGCUACACUGCUGGCUCCGCUUCACCCACUCCCACCUUCAAGGCUCGACCAUAUCGCGAGUUCCGCUCCUCAGACUUUAGCCGCAGCUCCCGUGGCAGCCUGAACGGUGCCCCCCGCCUCAGCACGCAAAAAGGCAAGCGGGCUGCUGCUGGGCCGGGCCUGGACACGCUGACCCGCAACCGGGAGCCGCGGGGCAGGAGCUCGCUGGGCAGGUCGGAGAGACGGACAUCCAAAGUGUCACGGAAGGGGUCGCGGGACGUGGCAGAUCAUAUGACCAUCCAGAUGGAUGAUUCUGACUCCAUUACAGUGUCUGAGCAGAGCGAGCCGUCAGCCGAGUGCUGGCAGAACAUGUAUAAGCUGCUCAACUUUUACUCACUCAUUUCUGACCCCACAGGCAUCUUGGAGAAAAGCCAUGACAAUGCGCUCUCAGAGGGUGGGCGGAGUCCUGCAGAGCCUCCAUGCCGGUUGGUGUUUGAGUCUGAGGCGGAGUCUCCACCGAGCCGGCCAGGGCGUAGACGGAGCUUGGUGAGCUCUGAGCCUCAGCAUGUAACUCUGAUAGUAUUUGGUGUGGGCAUGGUGAACCGUACACAUCUAGAAGCAGACAUUGGAGGACUGACCAUGGAGGCAGAACUAAAGAAAAUACACGGCAGCUUCACGCUAAAGGAAAAAAUGAAAGAUAUUCUUCAUCAGAAGAUGACUGAGACGUGUGCAUCAGCCCACAUUGGUGGAGUGAACAUUGUGCUUUUGGAGGGAAUUACACCAAACAUUCAACUGGAGGAUUUCCCAACCUCCCCUACCAGCACAGCCAAGCAAGAGUUUCUGACGGUGGUGAAGUGUAACAUUGCUAAGUCUCAGGCUCUGUACAGUGCCCAGCGUGGGCUGAAGACCAAUAAUGCUGCUGUAUUUAAAGUGGGUGCCAUCAUGAUCAAUAUCCCACAACACCCUGCAACGCUUCAUAGCAUGAUGGUCCGCAGCUCUCAUCAACUUUCCAAACAGAUCUCAGACCUGAUCCGCCAGCCUUCUAAUCCUCCACCCCCAAACAGAGAAGAAACGCCUACUCCACAGCCAUCUGAUAAGGCCUCAAGCAUUAAUCAAACGCCAGUGGAGGCCAAUGAGUUUCCACAGCUGCCUGAAGGGUUGGAGAAGAAACCAAUUGUUCUGAAGUUCAGCGCCAUGCUAGAUGGGAUCACUAUUGGUGCCGCGCUGCUCCCAUCUCUCAAGGCAGAGUACAAGAUGGGCAGAAUGAAGAGCCAUGGAAUGACUGGUGCCCAGACGAGGUUCACAUUCGAGCUCCCCAAUCAUAAGCUGUGCUUCCAGUCCAAGGUCUCUCCAGUGGACGUGUCAGCCGUGCCUCCCUCAGCCAGCCUGACCCUGCCACAGGUCAUCAUGUCUGGAGAGUAUAUUAUCCAGGAGCACGAAGGCCACAGUGAUACCCCCUGGGCCCCUGAUGACAUGCCUACCAAGCAUGGCUAUCUCCAGGGCAACUACCUGCGCUGCGUGGCUGAGAUUGGGUCAUUUGAACACAACCUGACCACAGAUCUUCUGAACCACUUGGUCUUCCUCCAGAAGGUCUUCAUGAAGGAGGUCAAUGAGGUCAUCCAGAAAGUCUCAGGGGGAGAGCAGCCUAUUCCACUGUGGAAUGAACAUGAUGUGUCAACUGAUGGAGACAAACCUAAAAUCCUGCUCUACUCCCUGAAUCUUUUAUUUAAGGGCAUUCAAAUGACUGCCACAACUCCGUCUAUGCGAGCUGUUCGUUUUGAGACUGGGUUGAUUGAGCUGGAGCUGUCCAAUCGUAUUCAGUGUAAGGCCACGCCAACAGGAAGCAGCUAUCUGAAACUUUUUGGGAAAUGUCAAGUGGAUCUGAACCUUGCACUUGGACAAAUCGUCAAACACCAGGUCUAUGAGGAGGCCGGAUCAGAUUUUCAUCAGGUUGCAUAUUUCCGCACUCGUAUUGGCUUGCGCAAUGCCCUUCAGGAGGAGAUCAGUAGCUGCUCUGAUAAAGAGGCUGUCCUUAUCACACUCAACCGGCCAAUAGUAUUUGCCCAACCAGUGGCGUUUGACAGAGCUGUUCUGUUCUGGCUCAACUAUAAGGCAGCCUAUGAUAACUGGAAGGAGCAGCGGCUUGCGUUAAAUUCAGACAUUCAUGUGGCCACUAAAGAGGUGGUGGACAAACUACCAGCGAUCCAGCAGACCAGUGUACAAGCCUUCAGCACUCUCUUCCUCCAGCUCACGGUCAACGACCUGGGCAUCUGCCUACCUAUCACCGGCGCCUCUCAGGCCAAUCACACUUUGGAUUUUGAUACGGGCUCUGCACUGGUGCUGACCAUAGAGAGUACUCUGAUAACGGCCUGCUCGUCCGAAUCCCUGGUCAGUAAAGGACACUUUAAGAACUUUUGUAUCCGCUUCGCCGAGGGAUUUGAGACAACAUGGGACGACUGGAAGCCUGAGGUCAGAGGAGACCUGGUUAUGAAUGCCUGUGUUGUCCCUGAUGGCACAUAUGAAGUUUGUUCAAGAACUACAGGCCAAGCCUCUGCAGAGAGCAGCAGUGCAGGUACGUGGACCCUGAACGUUCUAUGGAAGAUGUGCGGGAUAGACGUGCAUAUGGACCCCAACAUUGGUAAGCGUCUCAAUGCUCUGGGUAACACGCUCACCUCGCUGACGGGUGAAGAAGACAUAGAUGACAUCACUGACCUGAACUCAGAAAACAUGGCUGAUCUGUCGGAUGAGGAUGAGAGUGACGGCAUGUCCCCCACUAUACACAUGUGUGUGGAAGGGGACCUGAGCCCCAGAGUCUCAUUCAGGAAGCGGCUGGUGAACAGCAUUCUGGGCCUUAGCCCCACACUGCCCCCUCGCUCACCCUCCACACACUCAGAGUAUCGGGAUGUUUCUGCCGCGUCCUCGAUCACUCGCUCCAAAUCGAGAAGCGUUCGACUGCCUCCUUCUGCCAGUGCACAAAGAACUAGACACCCAAGACCCCUAUCCUGGGGCUGUGAAUCCAUUGACCCGCGCAGGCAGGUGGUUAUGGGUAAUCAGAUCAUCGAUGCCCGGGGACGUAAAUUCACCAAACGUCUAGUGGACAUCAGGGAGCUCAAUGAGCAGGCCAAAGUCAUUGAUGACCUCAAAAAACUGGGAGCGAGCGAGGGAACUAUAAAUCAGGAAAUCCAGAGGUACCAGCAGCUGGAGUCGGUUGCUGUAAAUGAUAUUCGCCGUGAUGUGCGCAAGAAACUUCGCCGGUCCAGUAUGAGGGCUGCAUCUCUAAAGGAUAAAUGGGGUCUUGGCUAUAAGCCCAGCUACAGCAGGUCAAAGAGCAUCUCUGCAGCUGGGAGACCACCCAUGAAGAGGAUUGAGAGACAGAGUUCCAGACUAGGAGAAAUGGAUGAUCUUCCAGACAUUAAAGUGGAUGCUGCAUCUCCAGGACCAAGAGUUACCUUCAACAUUGACACGAUGAGUAAUGUGCCGCUGGACACCCUACAAACUCCACUCCCACCCACACAGAGUCCAGCCGACUCUGUCUUCAAGUUCCCGGAGGAGACAGAGAUGGAUUUAUUGUCUGUCACCAUUGAUGAUCCUGCUCGCCAUUUCCCAUCAUGCUCAGUGUUCAGUGCGCCCGCUACGCCUGAAGUCUUCUCACCCAGCAUUCCCUUCCAGCCUGAUGACAGUCGCCGUGAUGACCUGUCCACCUCUUCGUCAGAGGACUCAGAUAAGGAUGAAGAAUUUGACCGUGAGAGAGCGCCAAGCUACUACCGCCGGCCAUUAUCAUCUCAGAAAAAGUCCUCAGGAUUGGUUGCGUUAUUUAGUGAGCGAUGGCCAACCACUCCUCCUCAGCGUGGAGCUUUAACGCCACCCACCGAGCGGAACAUUGACUUUGAGCUGGAUGUGCGUGUGGAGAUUGACAGUGGAAAGUGUGUGUUACAUCCUAGCACUCAGCCGCCGGAGCAUGAGGACCUCGCAGUGCGCAGGAGUUGUGAUCGGAGUUCGCGGAGUCUGGAUCAAGAUUCUCCUCCAAAGAGACGAAAGCUGCAGCCCAGCUUCACCUCUAGCUCGAACAUGCUGAGUGCUAAAAGAGUGCCCUCCUCCCUACAGAGCAAAAGUAGUGACAUCGAGACCACAGUCUUUUACAUUCCGGGAGUAGACGUCAAGCUGCACUACAACUCCAAAACCUUGAAGACGGACUCGCCCAAUGCCUCGCGAGGCUCAUCCUUACCAAGAACCUUCUCUAAAGAGUCCAAGCUGUAUGGUAUGAGAGACUCUCCUGGCCCUGUGCCCACAGCCCCUGGCAAGACUAACACACUCCUGUCCCCUCCUCCCCCUCCUCUGCCCUCAGCUAAAGGCAAGGCGAGUGUCGGUGUGAAGACUGCUAAGCUGUAUGCAUGGGUGGCCCUGCAGACUCUUCCAGAGGAAAUGGUGAUUAGCCCUUGCUUGUUGGACUUCCUUGAGAAAGCUUUGGAGACCAUCCCCAUUACACCAGUGGACAGGAACUAUACAGUGAGUGCUCCUGAGGAGGAUGUUGGGCAUUUUGACUCUGUGGAUCCCCUGGAGGAGUCUCAGGUCUCUCUGGUGUCAGCGUCUGCCUCGCCAUACUCCUCUUUUCCAGUGGAUGUGGUCGUCUACGUCAGAGUACAGCCAUCUCAGAUUCGCUUCAGCUGUCUGCCCAUGUCCCGUGUGGAGUGUAUGUUGAAGCUACCCUCUCUGGACCUUGUCUUCUCCUCCAAUAGGGGUGAACUGGAACCCCCCACCUCCACCCAUCCUGCCGAAACGCAACAUACACCCUCAUCCACACCCCCCUCUGUGCACAAUGCCCACAGGGUGCCUGGCAGUAAGGGUCCAUCUACAGGUUUGGGCAGUCCUCUGGGGCGGAGUCGACACAGUAGCAGUCAGUCUGAUUUAUCAGGACCAUCCACUAACUCUUCAGGGCUGAGCUUCACAGCAUGCAUGUCUGAUUUCUCUCUCUACGUGUUCCAUCCCUACGGGGCCGGCAAGCAAAAGUCUGCUGUAACUGGCCUGCCACCAGGACCAGGACCACUGGGAGCAGUGGAGGAGGAGAGCACCUCCGUGACAGGCAGGAAGGACUCACUCUCUAUUAACCUGGAGUUUGUCAAAGUCAGUCUGUCCAGGAUGAGGCGCACAGGAUGCCCUGCCUUUAUUGACACCUUCCUCGCCAGCAAAGGGGGCAAGAUGGACACCACUCUCAUUAACAUCUCAGCGGUGUGCGAUAUUGGUUCAGCCUCCUUUAAGUACGACAUGAGGCGUCUCAGUGAGAUCUUGGCCUUCCCGAAAGCCUGGUACCGACGCAGCAUUGCAAGGCGACUGUUCCUUGGAGACCAGACAAUUAAUCUUCCAGCUUCUGGCCCUGCCACCCCAGACUCAGCUGAAAGUGUAGCCCAGCAUCUGUCUCCUGAGUCCAGCCGUAAAGCAUACUGGAGGACGUGGGAUGGCCAGCCAGCCCAGCACCCCUCCUCCAAUGUGUUCAAUGAUUCCACCCCCAGUCACACGCACCUCAAAUCACCUGCUACUGGCCGCUCUCGUAGUGUGUCUGACUCCUCUGCACCCCGUCGAGAUUCUGUGACUAAAACUUCCACCCCGUUCCGGAAUAAUAAGGCAGCAGCACAGCAGGGGUCGCCAUGGGAGACUUUGGUGGUAUUCGUCAUCAACCUCAAACAGCUCAAUGUCCAAAUGAACAUGAGCAACGUAAUGGGCAACAACACGUGGACAACGAGUGGCUUAAAGAGUCAGGGACGUCUCUCGGUGGGCAGUAAUCGAGAUCGAGAGAUCAGCAUGGCUGUGGGACUAGGUCGUUCCAAACUGGACUCCAAAGGAGGAGUGGUGGGAGGAAACAUUGAUGUGAACACACUUGAGAUGGUCUCCCAUAUCUCAGAGCAUCCCAACCAGCAGCCCAGCCAUAAGAUCCAGAUCACAAUGGGUUCAACAGAGGCCCGGCUGGACUACAUGGGCUCUAGCAUUCUAAUGGGGGUCUUCAGCAAUGCUGACCUGCAGCUCCAGGAUGAGUGGAAGGUCAACCUUUGCACGGAGGCCAGCUUAUCAGAGAAAAGUGAGAUCUUUGUGCAUGGAGACCUGCAGUGGGAUAUCUUCCAGGUGAUUAUCUCUCGCUCCACCACGCCCGAUCUCAUAAAGAUUGGGAUGAAGCUGCAGGAGUUUUUCACUCAGCAGUUUGACACCAGCAAGCGUGCGCUGUCUACCUGGGGCCCAGGCUCCUUCCCGCCCCCCAAAACACCUGUGGCUAAUGUGGAAAAAGGUGCUGCUGAGCUCUAUAUGGAUGCAGCUCAUCACCGACACUGGCCGGCUGUGCUGAAGAUGGUAGCUGGCUGUCACAUCUCGCUCUUCCAGAUGCCCCUUCCAGAGGAUGCGGUGCAGCUAGGAGGCUCCAUGAGUCUUCAUGGCAACCACAUGACCCUUGCCUGUUUCCAUGGGCCCAACUUCCGCUCCAAGUUAUGGGUUCUGUUCCACCUGGAGGAGCCCAACAUCGCCUUCUGGACUGAGGCUCAGAAGAUCUGGGAGGAUGGUACUGAAACCUACCUGACAGUCCAUACUGACACUGACUGCAGCAAAAAUGGAUCCAACGAUGACUCUACAUACAUUGUACAGACUCUGGAUUUUCACCUAGGACACAAUACCAUGGUAACCAAGCCUUGUGGAGCACUAGAGAGCCCUAUGGCAACCAUCACCAAGGUUUCCCGCCGCCGACAUGAGAACCCACCUCAUGGAGUUGCCACAGUCAAAGAGUGGUUCAGUUAUGUCACAGCAAUGAGGAAUGAAGAGCUGAAUUUACUAAGGAAUGUGGAUGCAAAUAAUUCAGAGAACGGAGCUGCUGCUAAGAGCUCCAGCUUGCUGAGUGGCUUCCGAGGCUCAUCUAGCUACAACCAUGAGACUGAGACCAUCUUCGCUUUGCCAAGGAUGCAGCUUGACUUCAAAUCCAUUCACGUGCAAGACCCAGAGGAGCCUUCUCUUAGUGAUGCCAACAGCAAGCCCAAAGUGGAGUGCAGUGUGGUGACGGAGUUUACAGAUCAUAUCUGUGUUACCAUGGAUGCUGAACUCAUCAUGUUCCUGCAUGAUCUGGUCUCUGCCUACCUGAAAGAGAAGGAAAAAGCCCUGUUUGCCCCACGGAUGUUUUCAUCACGGCCUGGUCAGAAGAGCCCCACGGCGCUGCAGGAAGAGGGCUCAACCGAGAAGGAGAAACCCAAAGAAGAUGGAACAAACUACACCACUGUGGACUGGCGGGAGUUCCUCUGCAAUACCUGGCACCUGGAGCCCACACUGCGGUUAAUUUCAUGGACAGGUCGAAAGAUCGACCCAGUGGGAGUGGACUACAUCCUUCAGAAGCUGGGCUUCCAUCAUGCAAGAACUACAAUUCCCAAAUGGCUUCAAAGAGGAGUGAUGGACCCACUGGAUAAAGUUCUGUCUGUUCUCAUUAAGAAACUGGGCACUGCAUUGCAGGAUGAAAAGGAAAAGAAAGGAGUACGAGACAAAGAGGAGCAUUAACAUUUUCUCUCACAGUCUUCUCCUCAAAUACACAUGCACAAACACACACACACACACACCUGCUCUUAUGUGAGAUCUAGAUCAAUGUGACUAUAAGCUAAUCUGAUACACUGGAAUGAUCAACACUACUGUACACACUCACAAACGCAGUCACUGCACCAUCCUGUGUGAAAUUAGUGUCAACAUAGAUGCUUACUGUGGUGCAUGUGGCCGUUUUGCUUCAGGACUGGUUGAAAGUUGCUUGUUUAUUGUCUGUAUAUUUUGAUCUGAACUUGCAAUCGUCCGUAACCUGCUGCUGAAUGCCAGUUGGACUCCUUAACAUGGAUUAUAUGCACUUAUACAUUUAAGGUUUCAUUAAGUAUUCAAUAACACUGGCUGCCAGUGAAAUCUGAAGCUGUCUUACUUGGAGCUGCACUUUACAAAAUGGCUUCAGAGCCGUAGCAUCUUUAAUGGCACGUCAUGCUCUCUCUCCAACAGUUUUAAAAUUCCAGUUUUCAUUCUUAAUGUAAUUUAAAACAUAAAAAGAUGUGCCAAUUUUUCCACUGCACACCUUUUUUUUUUUUUUUUUGGAGUUCUUUUUCCAUGUGUGGAAGCCCAGGCGUGUCCACUAGUUUGUUUAAUAUUGACCAAAUGGUGAGUUGUCCAGGCUAAGUUGGGUUUGGAAUGUUAGUUUUUACAACAGUUGUCAUAACAAGAUCAAACCUAGGAUUGUAUUUUGAAAUGUGAAUUUUUAUUCUAACACUGUACAUGAUUUUUAUUGGCAUUCGUGACGUUUUGCUAUCUUAAAUGUAUAAUCUGUAACCCAUGUUAGGCCUGUGUGUUUUUUUUUGUUUUUUUUUUUGAAGUGAAAUAGACCUGUCAUGUGUGUGUAUAUACUGAAAUGAAUAGGUUUAAUGUGCUUUAACUGAAUAAAAUGAUUGUGACUUUUA